This is a messenger RNA of Spea bombifrons (plains spadefoot toad), 3010 nucleotides long. It is a transcript of the gene PARP9, whose product is annotated as poly(ADP-ribose) polymerase family member 9. The coding region runs from base 108 to 2468 and encodes 786 amino acids. The record is from RefSeq and is a predicted model, not a curated record. Gene Ontology annotation, biological process: positive regulation of type II interferon-mediated signaling pathway; negative regulation of gene expression. The transcript is spliced from 9 exons. NCBI's taxonomy places the organism in Eukaryota, Metazoa, Chordata, Amphibia, Anura, Pelobatidae. Gene Ontology annotation, molecular function: ubiquitin-like protein ligase binding; NAD+ poly-ADP-ribosyltransferase activity; transcription corepressor activity. Gene Ontology annotation, cellular component: cytoplasm; nucleus.
UGCCGGAUGCAGAACGCAGACUCGUCCUCCCCCCCAACUCCUACAGCCUGCUGAUUGGCAGCGAGGACGCCCUCCGUCAGCUACUCAGGGGAAAAUUUGGCUGCCUGAUGAGCCUUCAGGGGCCAAGAGCCCAGAAAUCGCUUUCUUCCUCGGAAUCUCCGGUUCUGUUUUACGAGAAGAAUGUCGGAGGCUGUAAAAUCACCACGUGGAAGGGGGACAUGACGAAGCAGGACGCCGACGCCGUGGUGAACGCAGCCAAUGAAGAUCUCCAGCAUGUGGGAGGCAUUGCCUGGGCGCUGGCGGAGGCCGGGGGGCCGCAGGUCCAGCGGGAGAGCGCUCGGUACAUGUCUAACCACGGACGGAUACCCACAGGGUCUGUUGCCGUCACAUCUGGGGGAAAUCUCCCCUGCAAACAAAUUAUUCAUGCCGUGGGACCGAGGUGGGAUCGGUCCAGCCCGGCCAAGUGUGAGUCGCAGCUGGAAGACGCCAUUAAGAGCGUUCUGUCUCACGUAAACCGAGACCACAGAAUCCGCUCCGUGGCCAUCCCGGCCGUCAGCUCCGGAAUAUUUGGUUUCCCUUUGGACGGAUGCGCAGAAAUCAUCGUCCGAACCGCCGCGUCUUUCUGCAGCCGCGUGAAAUGCGAUCACCUGAGGGAAAUCCGGUUCGUGAAUAACGAUGACAGAACCGUUGGUGCCAUGACACGCGCAUGUGAGCAGAUCUUAGGGCCCGGAGAUCACCCCAGAGCGUCCCUGGAGGGGGCUUCACAACCCGUCCCUGCGCCGACCUCCUCCCACCGAGCGCCUUUCUCUGCGGAGUCCUUUGGGAUCAACGGCCUGAAACUGCACCUUCAAGUAGGAUGCAUCGAAGACCAAAGCAGCACGGUUAUUGUAAACUCCAUAUCUUCUGACCUAAAUCUCAGUUUUGGGAGAAUCUCCAACGCGAUUCUGCAGAGAGCCGGAUCUCAGCUACAAGAAGAGAUCAAUCGGUUCAAACAAAGACGCGGAUCCUCGCUGAUCCCCACAAAAGGAUUCGGCCUGCCGUGCGAGUACGUCUACCACGUCAUACUGACAUCAUACUCCGGGUCCGCAACAGAGUCGGAUAUUGGCGAAGCGAUCUAUGCCUGCUUGGCCCGGGCGCAGAAACACGGAUCUCGCUCCAUCUCAUUCCCCGCGCUGGGCUCGGGGCUUCUGGGAUUUCACAAACCGGCAGUGGCUGAAAUCAUGACGCAGACGGUGGUCCAGUUUGCGCAGGAAGCCGUGCGGACCCUCGACGUUCACUUUGUGAUCCACCCGGGCGACUCGGACAUGUUCACGAUAUUGAAGGCGACGCUGCAGCGCAUGCCCGGAGUAUUCCCAAUCCAAGCAGCUGAACCACAAGGGCCCGGAGUCUCAGUAGAAGAAAUCUGCGCAAUUAUCAGGGGGCCGAGCUAUGAAGAUGUUCUAGAAGCAGAGAACUGGCUGGAGAAGUCAGUCCUGAGCCACGAGACCACGAACAUCCGGAACAAUCACAUCGUAUUGUUCGGGGAAAAGGAGCACGACGCGUUGGCGGAAGCGGCUGGCGUGGAGAUCGCCGAGUCCCUGGCCGAUGGGAUCUUCUCUCUGAGUGUAACGGGGAACGCGGAGGAGAAGGUGAGGGCCGUGGUGCAGGUGGAGAAGGAUCUACUCAGGGUUCAGGAGGAGCUCCUUAGAAUGCUGGAGGAGGAUCUGAUCCAGAACGCUGUGCGUUGGUCCAACGUGAACGGGACGCAGAGACACCAGAACCCUGACCCCAUUACCCCGGAGAAGGGAUCACUGACGCAGGGCCCUUUAUAUUCCGCGAAGAGCGGAUCCCAGGAGCGGGUGACGGCCCCGUGGCCCCCGCUGGUGAGAGAGACGCUGGAUGGCGGCUGCCCCCAAUUUCAAGAGAAAAAGAAUGAGUUUACGACAGCGAAUCUUACGCUUCUGAAGGUACGUGGAUGGCUGAGGUUAUUAGGUUUGGGGUCAGAGAUGGAGAGGAUAGAGAACGGCCCCCUGGCUGCUGUUAACCGAUCAAAAAGAGGGAACAAAGACUUUUCCGCCUCGGGAAGCGGCGUUCGCACGUUGUACAUGCGCGUUCCUGCCGAGUGCUGCCGACUAAUCUGCAGAGUGGGAUUUCACAGACUCUACUCAUGUGCCGUAGGUUCGAAGUACGGAGCCGGGAUUUAUUUCCACAGAAGCCUCACCGACGCGCUGGAGGGGGGGGCCGCGCUCCCAGACCCCGGCAGCCUCGUUUAUAUCUUCCAAGCUGAGGUCACGGUCGGUAAAUUCACCGAAGGAAGGAGCUCCUGCCCCCUGCCGCCCGCCGUCGGCUCCGACGAAUUAGAGCUCUACGGAAGUUUGGUGGAUUCGGCGUCAGGUCCUAAAACCUUUGUCAUUUUUGACCGUUAUCGCGCUCUCCCGCGCUUCCUCUUCACCUGUAAAUGGAACGGCCCCCGCGGCUCCUACGUUUAAUCUCUAAAUACAGUUCGGGUUCCCCGCUCUAUCGUUAUCAGCCGGUUAUCGGCCGAGGGAUUCAGAGAACCAGCUUUACAAUCAACUUUCAAAGCCUCAGAGGUCUCUUGUUCAGAUGUCACAGCAGAGUUAGGAUUGAGGAAAAAGAACGCCGUGUUGUUUAAAGCUGCUGUUCCACCUCUUGUGCCUUUAACACUUUUUAUAACUCAAUAAGAAACAGAGGUAAUUAACUCGUACAUUUUGCCUCAUUCGUAAUUUUUGCCGGGAACGCCUUAAUUGUCACGUGACAAAAGAACCAGGCCGUGACAGCGGGGUGGGGGGUAAAAUAAUAUCGUUUUGAAUUGAUUUUUAAGAGGGGAGGAAGUAGAAAAAUAUAGAAACUCGGAUGAGACGCAGCAACCCAAUCACUUUGUUUAUUGAAAUUAAAUGUGUUUUUAAAAGCAAAAAUCUUUACAAAAAUACAGAAAUCAGUAAAUUGAUGGCUUUGUAUAUUUUUUCGAACACUUUAUAUAUUUCUGAAAUAAAUGUGAUUAUUGAUCCUG